This is a messenger RNA of Nasonia vitripennis (jewel wasp), 7781 nucleotides long. Its product is annotated as probable serine/threonine-protein kinase DDB_G0282963. The coding region runs from base 425 to 7630 and encodes 2401 amino acids. NCBI's taxonomy places the organism in Eukaryota, Metazoa, Arthropoda, Insecta, Hymenoptera, Pteromalidae. The record is from RefSeq and is a predicted model, not a curated record. Gene Ontology annotation, molecular function: protein dimerization activity. The transcript is spliced from 7 exons.
GCGGCAUCGCUUUGCGCACUAGUUCAUCUCGUUACCUACCGAGGUCCGAGCUGUCAGAUGGAUUCCUAGCUUUAUUCGAACAGUGGGAACGGACUCGCUUCGAGUUGUUUUGAUGGCUUGAUAAAACGAAGAAAUUUCUAUGAUCCUAUGUAGACUUGAAAUGUCCCUAGUGGUAUAGUUGGGUGUCGGGACACUUUUAUGUCAGACUUCUGCGGAGAUCAACGUCGAAUAAUUGUAAAAUAAUAGCUGUAUAAACGAGCCUAGAACAGCUGUUUUUUCGCUUUUUUUUUUUAAACGAACACUGCACGGGACGUUGGUUAACUUGUCAUGUGCGGUAUUCUCGAGCAACAUGUAAGAUUCUCGGGGAAAUUCGGAAUCCUAAAAUGAUUAGGAUAAGAAUGGUGAAAAUAGGGUAGGAUUUAUUAUGCCUCGAAAGGAAAAUACAAAAGCCAAAACAUGGGAAAGAGACAGAAGAAAUCGCAUGAAUGAAUACUUCAAAAAUUUAUCGGAUCUAUUGCCACCUCACUUAGAAGGACGAAAACGGAAUAAAAUUGACAUCCUUGUUCAUGCUUCCAAGUAUAUCAAGGAUCUGCAUAGUCGCACUGAUGAAUUGUUUUAUGCCCGAGCAUCGGAUGCUCAUAAAGAGGAGUUGGCUCGAUUAAAGAAGCUGGUAGCGCAACUUAUUUCUAGGACACAGUUACUCUCUGGUCUGUUGAAAGAUGCAGGAAUCACUGUGCCAGCAGAGCCUGCUCUGGAAAGAAUAUCACCGCUCAAGUGGUCGAACAAAAUCAAUGUUGUUCCUGAAUCUCAAAUUGCUGAGAAAGUUGAAACAAAUGCAGGCAGGGAGAAGAAAAAAGAGAAGAGUUCAGCUAGUCUAAGAACAAAUUUGAAAAAGAAAGCAAUCAAGGUAAAGAUGGCUAAAAAGCAACCCGUUCGUAAGAAGUGCUUCCCAGAAAAGUCAAAACGUAUUAUUGAGGAUCAAGAGAAUCAUGCUACUAGUGGCUCUAGUGAUACGAGUGAGAAAGGAGACAAAUCAUCCUCAUCUAAUGAAGAAUUAGCGCUUAGUACCACAUCAGCAGAAGCAUCUCCUCCAAAACCAGAAAUUAAGAAUCAUAAGAAAGUGAAGAGAAAAAAGAAAGUCGCUAAAAAAGACAAAAAAACUAAUGGCACCACAGAUAUAAACAGUUUUGCAGCUGGUACAUAUGUUUUGUCAGGUGGUAAAAUAGUACCCAUGGUAACACCUAUGCAGUGUAAUGUGACACCAAAUAUCAUUGUAAAUGCUCAGACUCACCCCCCAAAUCCUAUUAUUUUGAAUAAUGCGCAACCAGGUCAAAUGAUUGUUGUGCAACCUCUGCAAACCAAUCAUUUUCAGACAGUUAGUACAAUGCAAACAUUAAAUACUGUAACUUUGAAUACUGUGCCAAAUAUUCAAACCAAUAUGUUGAUAAAUUCUAAAGACUGGCCAAAAAAUGUCAAGUCCAUUGUGAAUUCAACUAAAAUCGGUGGUACUAAGGGGAUUUUACCUAAAAUCAAAGAAGUUACUGAGACUACCAUGACGUACAAAGUUCCAAUUCCUGCAAUUCGUAAAGAAAAGUCUGAUAGUAAAGCUGAAAGCAAAGAAUCAGCUUCAGUUGAUAAGCAAACUAAAGGAAAAGAUGUUUCAAAGGCAGUAAAAAAUAGUCGAUUGGCUAAUGCAGAAACUCAAAAGGAUUCUCAAAAUUCUAAAGAUGAUGACAAAAAUAACAGUUCAAAAACAAAAUCACCUGUAAAUAAACCUAUAAAACGAAAUUCGAAACCUAAUUCAAAAGAAGUAGUAGAGACUAAGAAGAAAAAAUUCAGCAAAAAUGAAAAUCAAGUUACAAAUUUACAAAUUGAAUCAAAUAUAAUUUUGAAUGACACUGUAACUUGUAAGUCAAUUGAAAAUUUGAAGCAAGUUAUAAGUAAGAUUGGAGAGGAUUCUUCUUACACAGCAGUUGAUAAUUCAGUUGAAAUACGCGAAGAACAAGAAUGCGAUAAUAACUUAAUAAAGGACUCGAAUAAAAUCUCAUUAACUAACGACGAACCACAGGAGGAGAAACCAGAUUCACAAAACGAAUUUUCCACGGAUGAGAAAGCAGCUAAUUUGAACAAUUCUAAUAAUUCUAAUAAUUCAGUUUCAUCGUCAGAAAAAGAAUUGUUGAAUAAAAGUAAUUUUACAGAGAGAACUCUAGACGAGGCAAAAAGUAUUGCUAAACCCAAAGAAAUUACAGUUGAAAAGAGAAAUGAUAAGAUCACUGAUAGUGAAAAAACGGACGUACAAUUGGCAUCUAACUGUAUCAUUGAUGACAAUAUGAUCCUCGCUAACGACGCUAAUCAAAGCUGCAGUAUAGAAACUAGACUUGACAAUAUGUUGCAAUCAAAUGCUCAAAACGAAAUCAUAGACGAGCAGCAACCCGAAAAUAACAAGAUUUUCUUAAACUUGGAUACAAACACUACGAUGAAGCUUGAGGGUUCAGAAGACAAAAUGCACUCUGUACCGCCAACAUCUACCUCACCGUUUAUCAAGGUCACGACAGAAGAUGAAUCCUUGAAAUCAAAAAAUAAUAUUAAGGAGGAUCAAAACUUAUUAAAGACAAUCUCUUACAGUCCAAGCAAUAGUUUUGUACCUAUAAAUCAUAAAACUGAUUCUCUUCACUCUGACUUAUCAAAUGAUAUCUUUGCAUCUCUUCAAGUACCAUCAAGUUCAAACAACUCAGAGUCGAUAUCUCCUACAGCUGCCUUCUUGAUGGCUUUUCCAAUUGUUUCAUCACUGGCUGGCAAGACGGAAGUAUUGGAUGACGAAAUGAAAGAGGAGUUCAAGUACAGCAGUCAAACGCCACCAAUGAUACUACAAAUCGGAGCAAUAGAACCGAAUAAUUUUAAGAUCAAUACGAAAAACUCGACAAAUGAUAAUUUGGAUACGGCAGAACCCACUGGAAUAAGCGAGCCAUCUCAAACAAAAUCUUCGACUGAGACCGUAACGCCUAUAACCAGUUCGACAUCGAUAGCAGCUCCAGCUAAAACUCUCCCAAGAGUCAUCAGUAGUCAGACUAUUACGGAAUCUUACAAGAUCAUUCCCGUUUCUUCUGAGCAGAUCAACAGGCAACUUAAUGUUGAUACGAAUAGUUCUAUGCAAGUGCGACAAAAUAAUUCGACUAAUCCAAGUGAAAAUUCGAACGUUAACAACACUUUGACAAAUAGAGAUCAGUCGUCUGUAGUUGCAGAUAACAUUGACAGGUCGAUCGACAAUAGCGUUCAAAAUUAUCCGCUAGAAAACAAAUCUCAGUCGACGUUCAGUUACUCAAAGGACAUGACCCUGACUUCCAUGUCAAAUUCUAUGGCGAACGAAAUUUUAAAUAAGUAUAUCUCGACGACGUCAUUGUCUACGAACACAAUGCCUACGGAAACUUCAAGCAAAUACAAUUCAGUAUCGCAGUACGUGCCACAGGAAUGUCAGACUUCUGUACCUAAUAACUGCGUUAAAGAAAGCGUCGAUCGUAACAGUAGUCAGUAUAGUUUUCCAAGUGACAGAGAUCUGUGCAAGCUUCAGAUUUGCCCAAUGGAAGCUUUUACGGAACGUAGCAAUGAGUACUCCUCACGUAACAAGGACAACUCGUUCGGCAAUAAUCCAUCAGUUGAAACGAAUAACGAGUCUUUGAAUAAAAAUAUUCAAAUUCCCAUAAGCCAGGAGAAAGCAUCCAAAGUUUCUAUCCAGAAUAAUCAUAACGUGGCAUCCGACAGUUUCCACUCCAUCAAGAAGCUCGAGAGUAAAGGUCCACCUCCGACGAGUACAGAUAAUACUGCUCUUUAUCAGAAGAAACCCAACGAAAUUCCAAACACGAAUUCGUACAUCGGACCUUGCGAUAACAAGAUAAGUAAGAAGGUGAUGAACCUCUCUUCACAGCCGAGCACGUCAGUACAGAAAAUCACUGUUUCAAGUAGGUCCAAUGUAUUCAUGCAUCAAACUGAGGCGUCUUACAUCGUUACGACGAACUUUGAGGAGAAUAUCGUAGCAAGAUCGACCACUACUGUUGCUAAUAAUUCUUCCAACUUUAGCAUAUUAUCUUGGACCACGUUCUCGCCACUCAGUAGUAACAACAACAAUAAUUUUUCGCAGUAUGAGCAGACUCCUGUGUCUACUGACAUCUCAAGAAACAUCUGCGAAAACUUCAAUUAUCAUCCAUUGCCUAAAGAUAACGCUUCGCUAUCAAAUACGUUGACCCAACCGACUUACUCUACGGUUGAUUCACAAAUGCCGAGCUUUGACAAAUCCAAGAAUAAUAAUUUGAACCAGCCGUCAUACACUACAGUAGAUUCUCAUAUGCCGAACUUUGAAAAAUCUAAAAAUAAUGUCCAACCAUCGUACACCACGGUGAAUUCUCAAAUGCCAAGCUUUGACAAAUCCAAGGACAAUGCCUUGACUCAGCCGACUUACUCUGCGAUUGAUUCACAAAUGCCGAACUUUAACAAAUCCAAAAGCAACAACUUGACCCAGCCGUCGUACACUACAGUAGAUUCUCAGAUGCCGAAUUUCGACAAGUCUAAAAAUAAUGCAUUGACACAGCCAUCGUAUACUACGGUUAAUUCUCAGAUGCCGAGCUUUGACAAAUCCAAGAACAAUACCAUGAGCCAGCCGACUUAUUCUACAGUUGAUUCACAAAUGCCGAAUUUCGACAAGUCAAAAAAUAAUUUACUGACUCAGCCAUCGUAUACGACGGUUAAUUCUCAGAUUCCGAACUUUGAUAAAUCCAAGAACAAUACGUUAACUCAAUCAACUUACUCUACGGUAGAUUCUCAGAUGCCAAGCUUUGAUAAAACUAAAAACAAUACCUUGAUGCAGCCGACUUACUCUGCAGUUGACUCUCAGAUGCCUAACUUUGAUAAAUCCAAGAACAACUCACUAACCCAGCCGACUUACUCCACGGUUGAUUCUCAGAUGCCGAGUUUCGAUAAAUCUAAGAACAAACAGUCCACGGACAAUCAGAAGCGAUCUUACAACGAUCCGCUCAAAUCGAGGACAAUGCGACUGUCUCAGCUCGAUUCUCGAAAUCCUCCUAUGCAGAAAUCAACUCGUGCCCACAAUCAGCCUUCAGUUUCGAAUUCUGAUUACAAAUAUGCUUCGGAGAACAAGAACAAGUACAAAUACCCAAUGGAUAUCGACUACAUGCAGAACAACUAUUCUAGCAGUUUGGACUUAGCUCCUCAUCUUCAGCAUAACCAACAGCAACAAAAUCAGCAGAACCAACAAACUCACCAAACGUCCAACUCCAAGACCUCCAAUACUAACCAGCAGCUGCAGCCUCUAAAAUCUGACAAGUCCAACUACAUGUUACCUGACUACGAGACUCACACCUCGACGAACUUCAACUCUGACUCUGCCAACAUCCAGCCCAGAUACUCCAACAGUCACGAGGUCUAUCCCAGCACCAGCUACAAGUACGCUUCGGAUAACAAGCCUCAACAGAUCCACUCCAAGUAUCAAUCGACCACCCAAGGGCCGACCUCGAGUCUCCAGCAGGAGAACACGAUCUACGCUAACAACAGUAAUAACACAAACGGUAAUAACAAUAGCAAGCAGCAGCACGUGCAGCAACAGCAGCAGCACCAGCCUCAAUCUAAAGCAAAAUCGGAGCACACGAUGAGGCCGCCGGUCAAUUGGAUGAUGACGCCUGAGAUUAAGCACAACUCCAACAUCAGUGAUAUAAUUCUGCCUCCGAUUGGCAAAGAACUCGAUUUCUGCCAGAACAACAUAUUCUCACAGACGUCUGGUUACAACCAAACCAGCGGGAAUCACCAGUUUUACAAUAAUUAUGACAUGUCCACACCGUCGUUUCCGAAUAUACCGGUAUUGCAGACUGACAGCAAGAGAAACGUGGACACGACUUAUUAUCCGGAGGAGCAGACUUUCUCCUGGUCACCCACGAAGAACUUGUCCCAGAGCGCCGAACAAAACCAGAAUUUGAAGAACGUGGAGUCGUCGACCAUGCCAGCUCUUGUAGGAGACUUGGCGUUAGGAACUCCCAACGUUUCUGACAAGCAGAACUUUUUGUUCGGGCAAAUGCCAAUCAGGACGAGUAACACCGAAAUCGGCAAGGAGCCGUUAAAGAGCAAGGAGACUAACGUGAGCAGUAGGGACUAUCAGGGUAUCGUCAAUUCGCAGAAUCCACAGCAGCACAGUUCGCACGGGAUGCCCUUCCUGUCGGUCAGUCAACUGGUGGAUCACGAGAAAGUUGACAAGAACCAGCAGCAACAGACACAUAAUACUGGUAACCAUCAUCACGGGAGUCACCAUCAUCCGCAGCACCACCAACAGCCGCAGCAGCAACAACAGACACCGCCGAGGAAACAGAGAAAGAGUAACAGUAGUCCGAGGGCCAGUGCUAAGAGGCAGAUGGAUAUGCGGCAGAAGCAGUCAGCUAACUCGGCUAACGACCAUAUUCAUCGGCAGCACGAAGAGCCUAAGACCAGCCCUACUGCUUCUGGAUUCGGGGACACCAACUAUCAGCAGCAGCAGCAGCAGCAGCAGCAGCAGCAGCAACAACAACAGCAGCAGCAAAAGUAUAAUCAGCAGACUAACGAUACUCAGUGGAGAAAUAGGAACUGCAAGAGCAACUACACAGCGGAGGCUCUGAUCGGAACCAACAACACGGACAGCAGUAGUCACCCAGAAAAGAAUCUGCCAAAGUAUUCGUCGAGUAACUACACGCAGAACAAAUUUUCCACUAGUCUGAGCUCGGAUCCUAUGUCGAUCAACUACUUUCCGAACGUGGACGAGGCAGGAACUGGCUAUGGCCAAGUGAUGAACCAGAACUUCAACCACUCGUACGCCUACUCGUCCAAUGCGAACAUCUAUCCGACUUCAAACUUCAUCUCCAACAUGUCCAACAGUUCGGCUAACUACAUGAUGUCUCUGCACGAGAACACGCCAGACUAUCUCGAGGGCAACAACUUUUUGCUGCCACCCAACGUUUCCACCACCUCCAUAACGACUCCACUGCUAACUAACAUGACUGACGGAGUCAAGAGUCAUCACCAUCACCACCAUCAUCAUCACCAGCCCUACAAGCCUCAGAACUGCACCGACAAACGGCUUUACUUCGGCCAGCAGAAGAAGACUAAACGAAAGCAGGAGACAACGAGCGCCAGUAGCACCGCUACCUCGACAGUUCAGAACUUCGACUUUCCCGGGCUAUCUUCGCCACUGGAUGACUACCACCACGCGUCCACGUUCUUACCUCCACCGAAUCCACUGUACCAGAACCAGUCGUACUCCAAGUCAGCUUUACCUCCGCCUCCACCUCCUCCAAGCGUCAGCAGUUCUAACAGCGGUGGCAACCAGGCCAGUGGUGUUCCUGCGAGUACUAGCAACCCAAUGGCCAUGACGCAACAUCAUCCAUCUGGCACGAGUCUCACCAACUUUAAUCUUAGCACGAUUUUCCCGGAAAUCAACGAUAAGGUGACUGGCUAUAAAUCGUCGACGAACGGUAUAGCGCAGCCGACAAGCCAUACUUCCACGAGUUACUCUCAGAGGAGUAAUUAUACAGAUCCUAUGGAUCAAAUGUCACAGGCUUCAGAGACGACGCCGCACUUCAACAAUUCCGGCUCCCGCUGAUGAUGGACGUUCUGACGGCCCACGAUAUCAUCAGCAAGCCGGCGAGCUCACUCUGAAGACCAAACAAACUGUAAAAAAUGUAAAUAGACACGAGCGAGCGCGAUUACGUAUACGUGAUAAGGAAAUAAAUAAUUUACUUAAGAAUCGAGAA